AUGCCCGCUGCCAAACUCGAGGAGAAGGUGACGGAGUAUGUGCGACUCGGUAACAGCGGCCUCAAGGUCUCCAAGGUCAUUCUGGGCUGCAUGUCCUACGGCCUGAAAUCUUGGGCCGAUUGGGUCCUGGAGGGAGACGAGGCGCUCGAGCAUUUCAAGGUUGCCUACGAUCUCGGUAUCAACACGUGGGACACGGCAGAUGUCUACAGCAACGGCGAGUCGGAACGCCUUUGCGGCCAGGCGCUUAAGAAGUAUAAGAUUCCGCGCGAGAAAGUCGUCAUUUUGACGAAGUGCUUCAUGACGGUCGCGGACGACCCGAACCUUCACCCUAGCAAGCUUGCGAACCCGGACCAGAAGGGCUACGUCAACAACCACGGCCUGUCGCGCAAGCACAUCUUCGCCGCCGUCGACGCCAGUCUGGAGCGUCUCGGUGUCGACUACAUCGACGUCCUCCAAUGCCACCGCUUCGACCCGGAAACGCCGAUUGAGGAGACGAUGGACGCCUUGCACGACAUCGUCAAGAGCGGCAAGGUCCGCUACAUCGGCAUGAGCUCCUGCUGGGCAUGGCAGUUCCACCAGAUGCAGGCGUACGCCAAGAGCAGGAACCAAACAAUGUUUAUCUCGAUGCAAGACUUCUACACUGCCGUCUACCGCGAGGAGGAGCGCGAGAUGUUCCCGACUUGCAAGGUCUUCGGCACCGGCAUCCUCCCCUGGUCGCCCCUCGCCCGCGGCUACCUCACCCGCCCGUGGCGCGACCAAGAUUCGACGAACCGCGCAAAGAGCGACCCCAACUUUGCCAAGUUCGUUGGUCUCGGCAACAAGCUUGAGGAGGAGAUGCUGCAGAAGAUCAACGAGGCCGUCGAGAAGGUGGCCAAGGACCGCGGCGUCUCGAUGGCGCAGAUCGCAACCGCCUGGGUCCUGAGCAACCCGCUCGUCACCGCACCCAUCAUCGGCUCCACUCGCGUCGAGGCCAUCCACGAAGCCGCAGCUGCAACGCACAUCGAGCUGACGGAGGACGAGAUCAAGGCUAUCUCGGAGCCGUACCGUCCUCGCGGCAUCCUUGGUCACCAGUAG
Rhodotorula toruloides NP11 is the source of this 1074-nucleotide messenger RNA. Its product is annotated as aryl-alcohol dehydrogenase. The record is from RefSeq and is a predicted model, not a curated record. The coding region runs from base 1 to 1074 and encodes 357 amino acids. NCBI's taxonomy places the organism in Eukaryota, Fungi, Basidiomycota, Microbotryomycetes, Sporidiobolales, Sporidiobolaceae. The transcript is spliced from 8 exons.